Tupaia belangeri chinensis (Chinese tree shrew) is the source of this 17955-nucleotide messenger RNA. It is a transcript of the gene SPATA31H1, whose product is annotated as SPATA31 subfamily H member 1. The record is from RefSeq and is a predicted model, not a curated record. Bases 24 to 17753 code for a protein of 5909 amino acids. The transcript has 5 exons. NCBI's taxonomy places the organism in Eukaryota, Metazoa, Chordata, Mammalia, Scandentia, Tupaiidae.
CACAGUGGGAAGAAAACCUCGAAAUGAAUUGCAUUGAAGCUAACCUGACAUGUAUUUCAGCACUCCCUGUGAGCUGGGCCCAGGAAUAUAUACUCUGGUCAAUGGACAGGAGUCUUCAACAGAUCUUCAAACAUCUGGAAAGUGCAAGAUCAAAUCUUAUGGAACUUGGUUUGCAUGAAUCACAGGAGAUGAUUUCUUCCUCUACAUCCUCUGACCUUGUGGCUCAGGAGGCUGUUCUACCAUGCUGUGACUGUAAGAAGGAAGAGCAUUCUAGUGACAACAACAUCUCUUCUGGAUCAUCAAGUAACAACUCCAGUCUAUCUCACCUUCCUGUCUUUUCUGAAGGAACAACCUGGAAAUUCCAGAGCUGUAGUUUACCUAUUUCCCCCCAAAAGCAAUCAUCUAUGUCCAGGAACCAAGGUAUAUCCUUGCCUCAGCUGUCAGAGUCUGAGAAAUCAAAACCUUUCCAGGAUUUGGCAGCUCUUUCACCUUUACAAUCUCAAAGCUCUUUUCUUAACUCUAUUUUUGAGCAAGAUAAAGCAAAAAAUGAGAGGAAGAGCAAGAGUCCAUUGACAUUAAGUCAUAGGCCAAAUUCUGUUUUGAGGAAGAAACCACAACACUCAGGGUGGGCUCCAAUCCAGCUCUCUCCUUUGGCUAGAGGGGAACUAGAAGGACAUAUGUCUUGGAAGGUUUGUACUUUGCGGAAACAAGUAGUGCCUCUGCCUGUGAGGGAAUCAUGGUCAAUGCUGAAUUAUUUAAUUGAAGUACAAGGAGGAAUCCCGGAGCCAGAGAAACCCCAAACUCAUUCAUCUAUGCCCAUACAUCAAAGUUCAGAGCAGAAUACCAACAAUAAAUCCCAAGACCUUCCAUCAUUUCAGCUCCAUGUGAACAUUGGAGUGGAAUCUGGACUAAAUAGGACAGAAACAAAAAUUUCACAAUCACUUAUCUCAGGUAAGCAGUUACAACCUGAAGAUGACCCUCAAGUCCUUGAAUCUAAGCCUUUAGUUACAUCAAUAGACACUCUACAUCCUAGAAGUUUAGGAGUUAACAUAAUUCAAGAGGAAACCACUUUACUGAAGAAGAACCCCAAACAUGUGCUAGAGCUUAGUAUAGAGCAGAGGGUCACAGGUCUUCCAGAAAAAAAGAUAGAGCAGCAUAAGACACCUGUGACUAAUGUGGAAUUGACCCCAAUGCUACCAUAUCAAGUCACAGAGAGCAUAAAGGUAACUCCAUUGGCACUGCUUCAGGUUAUGGACUCAAUGGGGAUGAUUCCUGAACCACAUGCAGAAGUGAUAGAAUCUGCAGAUUCAUUCCCACAGCCACCAAAUCACAUUGUGAUACCAACAGAAUCCAUGGAAACAAGGAAUGUAAUCCCUCAACCACCAAAUCAAGUCAAUGAAUCAGUGGUGGUAGCUCCAAACUCUUGGCACCAAGUUAUGAAAUCAAGACUAUUGAAUCAAGUUACAGAUAAUGGGAUGGUAACUUCUGUAGCACUGCAUCAAGCCAUGGAUUCUAUGGGGAUUAUUAACAAAUCACAACCACAUAUCAUAGAAUCAAUGAAAACGACCCCUAUGCCACAAUAUCAAGGAAAGGAGUCAGUAAAGAUGAACACAUUAAUAGACCAUCAAGCUAUAAAACCAGGAAAGAUGAGUCCAAGGCUACAAUAUGCAGUCAGGGAAACUGUGGAAAUGACCCCAGGGCCACAGCAUAAAGUCAUGGAAUCAGUGGACAUGACUUCAAGGUCACAAAGUCAAGUUCUAGAGCAAGUAAAGAUUAUUCCAGGGCCAAUGCAUCAAAACACGAAACCACUGGAAAUGAUCUCAACAUCAUUGCAUCAAACCAUGGAUUCCAUGAAAGUAACCCCAGUGGCACUAUCACAAGCCAUGGAUCUCGUGGGGAUAAUUCCACCACCACAGCUGCAUAUUAUAGAACAGGGGGGUUUGGCCCCAGAUUUACAGUCUCAUAUUGUACAUAUGACCCCACCAGGUAAUUUGACUUCUUCCUUUAGCUCCCUUACAAGUGUUGCUCCACUAGGAGUUGUAGAAUCUGUGGGUUUUCCUCCAAAACCACCACCUAAAGUCAUGGAGUCAGCAGGGAUGAUUCUAACACCACCACAUCAAUCUACAUGCUGUCUACAGGUAAGCCCAAUAGCAUCGGGGUCACUUAUAGGAAUGACCAGAACACCGCAGUCACAAGCUGUACAAACUCAGGAUUUGACCCCACAAUCAAUAUCUCAAGUCAAGAAAUCUCUGGAAUUAACUCCUGGAAUUCCAGUUCCAGUGUUAGACUCUUCAGCGAUGACUCUACAACCACAUCACCAAGGCACAGAGCCUGUGGGAUUAAUCCCAGGACCACCUCAUCAAGUCAUGGAUUCUUUAGGGUUAACACCAUGGCAUCAAAUACAGGAAUAUUCAAAGAUGAGCCCAAGGCAAAGCCAAAAAGUUACAGAAACUAUAGGACUGACCUCUGAUGCAUGGUUACAAAUGAAGGAAUCUUCAGAGUUGGCACAGUCACAUCAAAUGAUGGAUUCUUUAGGAAUAAUCCUAAAGUCUCCAGGUCAAAGUACAGAAUCUAUAGGAAUGAGCCCAAAGCCACCGCAUCAGGUCACAGAAUCUGUAAUAAUGACAAAUACAUCACUAUUUCAAGAUAUGAAAUAUACGAAGGUGAAGCCAGGGCCAAAAGCCAAGGUUAUGGAUUCUAUGAAGCUAUCCUCAGGAUUGCAAAAUGUAAAACCUGAGAACCUGACUCUGGGACCAAGCUUGCAAAGUAUGAAACCUGCAGAUAUAGCCACAGGUUCAGUAUCACAAGUUAUGAAAUAUGGGCAGGUGAUUCCAACUGUGAACUCUGUAGACACAUCCCCAGAACUUCGAUUGCAGAGUGUGAAAUCUGAGGAGUCAGCCCCUAUACCACAGAUGCAAAGUGGGAAAUCUGUGCAGUCAGGUAUAGGAUUACAACUUCCAGGUAUGAAAUCUAUUCAAUUGACCCUAGGGUCACAACUGCAAAGUGUAAAAUCUGCUGAGUUAGCCUCAGCACCACAGUUGCAAGGUAAAAUAUCUAUAGAUUUGACUCCUAGUUCACAGUCACAAGAUACAGAAUAUGUUCAUUUGACCCUACCACCAGAGUUUCAAGGUGCAAAAGCUGUGGAGCUGACCCUAAAUCCACCACUGGAAGAUGUAAAAUCUGUGGAGUUGGCUCCAAAGCCCUGCUUAAAAAAUAGUAGAUCUGAGAAGACAGCCCCUGCACUAUUGCUUGAAGACAUAAAAACUCCUCAAAUGGUAGAAUGUAGGUUAAUUCCUGAGACAGAGGAGCAAAUUAUGAAAUAUGAGGAAUCAAUCCCAGUGACACACCUUACAGCAGCACAAUCUGCGGAGAUGAACUUUAAACCAGAUAAUCAAGCCACAGAACCUGAAGAAUUGACUCCAUGGCAUCAACCCUCAGAAUCUUUAGGGUUGCUCUCAGAGCCAGGAUAUCCAGGAACAGAAGCAAAGCUGAAUUCUGACACUUGUCACCAAUUGGAAGAAUCUGUUGGAUUGAUACCAUCAUUUUUAGGAAUUACCCCAGGAUCACUGAGCCAAACUUCAGAAACUAUGGAGAUGAGCUCAGUGUCAUUCCAAGGUACUCCUGAGACAAUGACUCAACUUGUAAAAACAAUGGGGGAGACUCCAGAGUCACAAUACCCAACAAAAGAAUCUCUGGAUUUGGUACCAGGAUCAGAGAUGCAAAAUGUAAAAUCAGAGAUGUUAAACCCAGAGCCACAGCCCCAAGGUACUGAACCAUAUUCAAAAGUUACUGAGUUGUCAGAAAUACCCCUAAUGUCAGAAUAUGAAGACACAGAAGCUGUGGGGUUGGUAUUGCCUCAGGUUGAUAAGACCCAGGGGGCUAUUCCAGUACCUUUAAGUUCAGAAACAGGAUCUUCAGAGUUGGGUCUAGGAUCAGGGAUGCAAUAUGAGAAAUCAGAGCCACUACCUAAAAAUUUGCAAUCUGUGGAGUUAACCUCUGAGUCAUCCCCAUUAAUAGAAGGAUCUAAAAAGUUAACCACAGAACCAAAGCUAUAUGUUAUGGACUUGACCCCAGGGCCACAGCUCCAGGGAGUGAAGUCUAGUCAAUUGGAUCCAGAACCACAGUUGCAAGAUGUGAAAUAUGUGAAUUUAAUCCAACCAUCAACUACAGGAGUGGUAGAAUUUGAGAAGCUGACACCAGAGCCAGUGCUACAAAGUACAUUAUUGGAGGAAUUGUCUAAGGAGGAAAAGACCCAAGGUGUGAAAUCUGUGGAUUUAAUAGGCCCUUUGGAGCCAAGUGUCAAAUCUCCUGUACUGACCUCAACGCCACAGUUGCAGAGUGUCAGCUUUUCAAAGUUGUCACCAGAGCCAAUUCAUCAAGGAGAAAACUCUACAGAUUUAAUCUCAAGACCCCUGCAUUAUGGUGUGAAACCUGAUGAAUUGAUCCCAGAUUCUCUAAUACAAGAAAUAAAAUUGUCAGAUCUUAUCCGAGAGUCAAAGUAUCCAAGUGUCAAAUCUAUACAGUUGACUCCAGAACCAAAACCUCCAGGUCUGAAAUUUGUGGAACUAAACCAAGGACCAUGUUUACAAGAUAUCAGAUUUUCUGAUUUUAUCUCAGAGCCAAAGAAUCAAAGUUUCAAAUAUAUGCAGUUGAAACCAGGAGCUCAGCUUCAAAAUAAAAAAUCUUUAGAGUUUGUACCAGAGUCAUCUUUGCCGUUAAACCAAGGACCACAGGUUAAAGACAUGACGUCUGUUCUGUCUACUGAAGGGUCAGAGCCUCAUAGCGUGAAAUCUGUGAAAUCAACCUUAGGAAUACAAUUUCAAGGUGUGAAAUCUAAGGAAGUAAAUCUAGGGCCACAGCAAAAACAAAUCAAAAUUUCUGAAUUGACAUCAGAGCCAAACCUUCAAGGUAUCAAAUUUGGGAAGCAAACCCCAGGAACAAUGUUUCAUGGAGUAAAUUCUGUGGUAGUGACUCCAGAAUUAGAGCUGCAAGACUCCAAAUUAGCAAAGAUGUCUCCACAGUUUCAGGAUAUGAGAGAGGUGAGGCUUACCCCAGGGCCAUGGCUAAAUGAAGUCAAAUUUUUUGAUUUGACACCAGGAACACAACCUCAAGGUGUUAAAUCUUCAGAGUUAAACUUAGGGCCACAGCUACAAUGCACAAAUUUUUUUGAGUCGAUUCCAGGGUCGGAGAGGCAAGAGGUAACAUCUGUGAACUUGACAGUAGGGCCAGAGGGGCAAGGUAUUAAACCUGAGUUGUUAGUGCCAGAGCCACUGUUCCAAGGUGUAAAUUAUGUGGUAAAUCAAAUGCCAUGCUUAGAAAGCGAAUUAAUUGCAGAGUCACAGAAACUAGAUGUAGAAUCUAUGGAGUUGACUCCUGGGCCACAAUUGCCAAGUGUAAACCAUUGCGAGUUGACCAAAAGACCACAGCUACAAGGUAUGAAAUCUUCUGAACUGAUCCAAGGACCACAGUUGCAAGAUGUAAAAUCUAUGGAAUGUACCUCGGUCUCAAAGCUUCAAGGUUUAAAAUCUGAGGAGCCAAACUUAGGGCCACAUUUAGAAGAUACUGUAUCUAUGGAUUUAACUCCAGGACCACAUUUGAGAAGUAUCAAAUCUGUGCCAUUAAUGCCAAAGCCAAAGCUUGGAUAUGGCAGCUCUGUGCUGUUAACCCCAGGGCUACUGGCAGAAGAUAUAAACCCUGGGGAGCUGACCUCAGGCUCAGAACUACAAGGUUUAAAAUCAGAUUUGCCAACCUCAGGAUCACAGUUGGAGGACAUGAAAUCUGUAGCCUCAACUCCAGGACCAUGUCUGGGAGGUAUGAAAUUUAAUGAGACAAUUCCAGGUUCACAAAUGGAAGAUAUAAAAUCUGUGGAGAUAACCUUGCAGCCACAGAAAAAUGUCAAAUCUGUGGAAUUCGCCCCUGAUUCCAAGGUUCAAGGUAUGAAAUUUGUGGAGUUCCCAGGUACACAGCUGCAAGAUUUGAAAACUGUGAAAUUUAAAUGUGGACCAAAGAUGCAAGGUGAGAAUUCUGCAGCAUUUGUACCAGGACCAUUGCUUCAAGUUGUUAAAUCUAUGGUGCUUCAAGGGCCUCAAGUACAAGUUGUUAAUCCUGAGGAGUUGACUUCAGAGCCACAGAUGCAAGACAUGAAAUUUGUGGGGAAUAUGCCAUGUUUAGAACUUCGAAGUUUAAAACCUGUAAAGGAGACUCUAGAUCCACAACUGCAAUAUGUAAAAUCUAUAAAGUUAAUCCCAAGGCUAAAGAGGCACAUAGAAAAAUCUGUGAAAACAACUAGAAGACAAAAGUUUCAAGGAGUAAAAUCUGUAUGUUUAUCUCCAGAACAACAGUUUCAAGGGAUGGCACCUGUGGCUUUCACUCCUGAGCCUGAACAGGAUGGGCAGAUAUCUGUAAACUCACCAGAGCAGCAACAUGUGAAUUUAGAACAAUUAAAGAGAGGUUCUGAGUCAGUAGAUGUAAUGUCUUUGGAGUUAAUUCCUAAGCCAAAAUCUAAAGGUGUAAACUCUACAGACUUCAAAUCUGAGGUACAGUUGAAAAGUAUGAAAUCAUUUGAAUUGACUCCAGAACCAAAUAUUCAAGAUGUGAAAGCUAAAGAGUUCACAUGUCAACCACAGUUGCAAAGUGUGAAAUCCCCCAAGUCAAUUCCAGGACCACAAUUGCACCAAAUGAAAUCUUUGGAGUCAACUUCAGAGCCACAGCUUCAAGGUGUGAAAACUAUGGCAUUAAACCAAGAUUCAGAGUUUGGAAGGAGAAAAUCUGUGCAAUGGAUACCAGGACCUGAGUUCCAAGGUAUGGAACCUGUAGAAUUAAAUCUCAGAUCACAAUCUCAAGAUAUCAAACCUUCAGAGCUAAAAAUUCCCAUACAGGUACAAGAUGUGAAGCUAUCUGAAUUGACUCUAGGGUCCAAACUUCAAGAUACAAAAUCUAUAGACAUUAACCUUAGGUCACAGUUGCCAUGUGUGAAAACCCCAGAAUCACAACUGCAAAAAGAGAAAAUGUUGGCAUCAAUCUCAGAGCCUCAACUUCCAGGUAUGGAAACUGUGGAGUUAAACCAAGAGUCAAACUUUAGAGGUACGAAAUCUGUGCAGUGGAUACCUGGGCCUGAAUUCCAAAGAGUGAGAUCUGUGGGGUUAAAUGAUGGGUCACAAUCUCAAGAUAUCAAAGCUUCAGCAUUAAAACCUUCGAUAAAAUUAGGAGGUGUGAAGUCAUCUGAAUUGACUCUAGGGUCAAAACUUCAAGGUGCAAAAGACAUGAAGUUGAAUCUUCGGCCACAGAUCCAGUCUGUGAAAAUCCUUGAGGUGUCCCCAGGACCACAGAUACAAAAAGGGAAAAUUUUGGCAUCAUCAUCAUCUGAGCCACAAUUUCCAGGUGUGAAAAUUGUGGAGUUAAACAAAGAGCCAGAGCUUAGACGUAUGAAAUCUGUUCAAUGGAUUCCAGGACCUAAGUUCCAAGGUAUGAAAUCUGUGUUAAACCUUGGGUCACAAUCUAAAGGUGUCACAGUUGUACAGUUGAAAUCUUCAAUACAGUUAAGAGACACAAAGUCAACUGUAUUGACUCCAACACCAAAGCUCCAAGGUAUACAACCUUUGGCAUCACUUCAGGAUGAUCAGACUCAAGGGUUCAAAUUUAUUGACUCGAAAUCCGGGCUACAGUUGAAAAGUAUGAAACCAAGUGAUAAAACUGUGGAGCUGAACUCCUCACUACACUUGGAAAGUAUGAAAACAACUGAAUCACCUCCUCAGACAAAGCUUCAAAGUAUGAAUUUCAAGUUCAACUCUGGGCCACAGUGGCAAGAUGUAAAAUCUUCAAAGUUGACGCUUGAGACAAAGAUCCGAGAUAAGAAAUUUUCUAGUUUACCCCAAAGCUCACAGUUGAAAGGUAUACCAUUUUCUGAUUUGACCAAGAUUCAAGGUGUCAAAUCUACAGACUUUAAACACAGGCUACAGCUGCAAGGUGUAAAAUCUUCUGAGUUGAUACCGAUGGCAAAGCUUCAAAAAGUUAAGUCAGUGAAAUUCAACUCAGGCCCACAGUUGCAAGACGUGAAAUCUUCUAGGCUGAUUACAGGUGUAAAGCUUCAAGAUGUAAGAUCUAUGGAUUUCAGUUCUGGACCAUACUUACAAGAUGUGAAACCUGAAGUGAUUCCAGGGGAAAAGUUUCAAGAUAUGAAAUCUAUAGAAUCUAAACCUAAUCUAAAGUUACAUGGAGAGAAAUCUGAUAUGAUCCUGGGGAGGAAAUUUCAAGAUAUGAAAUCUGUAGAACUGAACUCAGAACCACAAAAUAUUGAGUCUUCUAAGCUGAUCAUGCAUAUACAGCUUCAAGAUAUAAAAUCUAAGGAGUUUGGUUCUAGACCACACUUUCAAGAUAUAAAGUCUUCUGAGGUCAUCCCACAGACAGAGCUUCAAGGUGUUAAAUCAGUGAACUUUAACUCUGGGCCACAGGUACAAAGUGAACAAUCUUCUGAGUUGAUUCAAGAAACAAAGCUUCAAGAUGGGAAAUCUGUGGUGGUCAACUCGGGCCCACAGCUGCAAGAUAUGAACUAUUCAAAUUUGGUCCUGGGAACAAAGCUACAAGAUGUAAAAUCUAUGGAGUUCAGUUCUAGACCAUAUUCACAGAGUGUGAAAUCUUCUGAAGUGGCCCCAGAAACAGAAUUUCAAAAAAUGAAAUCUGUGGGGCUCAUGCCUGGGGAAAUAUGGAAAGAAGUAAAAUCCUUUGAAUUGACUCUAACUAAGGUACAAGAUAGGAAAUCUUUGGGGUUCAACUCAGCCCCACAGAUAAAAGAUAAGAAAUUAUCUAUGUUUACACCUGGGAUACACCUUAAAUGUGUAAAAUCUAUGGAUUUCAAUCCUGGAGAAAAGUUACAAGGAGUGAAAUCUGAGUUGAUAAAUCAUCAAACAAUCAACUCUCCAGAGGUCAACUAUGGCCGAGAAUUUCAGCUUCCAAAAAUCUCUGAGUUAGCCUUGAAAUCAAAAAGUCACUGUGUGGGACCUUCUGAGGUCAAAGUUGGAAAGCAGCAAGGAGAUGAGAAAUCUACUGAAUUGAAUCCAUGGCCAGAGCUUCAAAGUGUUAAAUGUAUAACAUUCAACUCUGGGUCACAUUUGCAGCAUGUAACAUCUUCAGAAUUAGGCACAAGGACAAAUCUUCAAGAUGCAAAAUCAAUGGAAUUGAAAUCUGAGCAACAGUUACAAGGUGUGAAAUCUGAGUUGUGCUUAGGAACAAAGCUUCCUAGCACACCAUCUUUAGAGUUCAAUGUGGGGCCACAGUUGCAAGGGAUAAAAUCUUCUGAGUUAGGCACAGAGAAAAAGCUUUCAGAAGACCAAUCUCUACAAAUCAAGCAUGAGCCUAAAUCUCGAGGCAAGAAAUCUCCUGAACUGAAUUCUGGACCAGAGCUUCAAGGUACUAAAUCUAAUAAUGUGUUUUGGCCUGGAUCACAGUCCCAAAGCACGGAUUCUUCUGCAACCAUUCCAGGGCCUGAACUUCAGUGUGUGAAUUCUGCUGGGUACAGCCCAGAACCACAUUUGCCAGGUUUGAGCCCUUCUGUAUCUGUUCCAGGGCCAACGCUUCAGUGUGCGAAUUCUACUAGAUGCAACCCCAGGCCACAUUUGCAAGGUGUGAAUUCUGCAUCUGUUCCAGGACCACAGCUUCAGUGUGUAAAUUCUGUUAGAUGCAACCCUGGGUCACAUUUGCAAGGUAUGAAUUCUUCUGCAUCCAUUCCAGGGCCAGAACCUCAGUGUGUAAAUUCUGUUGGGUGCAAUCCUGGGCCACAUUUGCAAGAUGUGAGUUCUUCUGCAUCCAUCCCAGGGCCACAGCUUCAGUGUGAAAAUUCUAUUGGAUGCAACUCUGGGCCACAUUUGCAAGAUGUGAGUUCUGCACCCAUUCCAGGGCCACAACUUCAAUGUGAAAAUCUGGUUGGAUGCAACCCUGGGUCACAUUUGCAAGGUAUGAAUUCUUCUGCAUCCAUUCCAGGGUCAGAACUUCAGUGUGUAAAUUCUGCUGGUUGCAAUCCUGGCCCACAUUUGCAAGAUGUGAGUUCUUCUGCAUCCAUCCCGGGGCCACAGCUUCAGUGUGAAAAUUCUAUUGAGUGCAACUCUGGGCUAGGUUUGCAAGAUGUGAAUUAUUCUGCAUCCAUUCCAGGGCCAGAACCUCAGUGUGUAAAUCCUGUUGGGUGCAAUCCUGGGUUGCAUUUGCAAGAUAUGAGUUCUGCAUCUAUUCCAGGGCCACGGCUUCAGUGUGGAAAUUUUGUUGGGGGUAACCCUAGGCCACAUUUGCAAACUGUGAAUUUUUCUGCAUCCAUUCUAGGACCAAAAAUUCAGUGUGUAAAUUCUGUUGGUUGCAACUCUGGGUUGCAUUUGCAAGAUGUGAAUUAUUCUGCAUCCAUUCCAGGACCAGAACUUCAGUGUGCAAAUUCUGUUGGGUCCAAUCGAGGAUCACAUUUACAAUGUUUGAGUUCGUAUGCAUCUAUUUUAGAGACUCAGACUCAGUGCAGAAAUUUUGUUGGAUGUAACUCUGGGCAGCAUUUUCAAGGUGUGAGUUCUUCGAUAUCCAUUUUAGGACCAAAACUUCAGUGUGUAAAUUCGGUUGGGUGCAACCCGGGACCACAUUUGCAGGGUGUGAAUUCUUCUGUGUCCAUUCCAGGGCCAGAACCCCAGUGUGUAAAUUCUGUUGGGUGUAACCCUGAGCUUCAUUUGCAAGGUGUGAAUUCUUCUGCAUCUAUUCCAGGGCCACAGCUUCAGUGUGGAAAUUCUGUUGGGUACAAACCUGAGUCACACUUGGAAAGUGUGAAUUCUUCUGCACCUAUUCUGGGAUCAAAACUUCAGUGUGUGAAUUCUGUUGGGUGCAACUGUGGGCUGCAUUUGCAAGAUGUGAAUUCUUCUGUAUCCAUUCCAGGGCCACAGCUUCAGUGUGGAAAUUCUGUUGGGUGCAACCCUGGGUUGCAUUUGCAAGGUGUGAAUGCUGUAUCCAUUCCAGAACUAAAACUUCAGUGUAUAAAUUCUAUUGAGUGCAAUCCUGGGCCACAUUUGCAAGAUGUGAAUUCUUCUGAGUCUAUUCCAGUGUCCAAACAUCAGUGUGUAAAUUCUGUUGUAUGCAACCCUUGGCUAGGGUUGCAAGGUGGGAAAUCUUCUGAGUUAACUCCAGGGAGAAAGUUUCAAGGAGUUCAAUUUUUGGAGAAACACCUUGAGUCACAGCAACAAGUUUUGCAACCUGUGUUCACUUUGGGUCCUCAGUUAAAUGACAUGAAAUCUAUGUUAUUUUUACCAGAGCCACUGCUUGAAAAUGUAAAGUUUGUGGAGAUGAACAAACAGCCAUUGUAUAGUAGUGCACAUGUUGUGAAAUUGAUUUCAGACUCUGAGCAGCAGAACUUGAAAUGUGAAGUGUUUGCCCUAAAGCCAGGUUUUCAAAAAGUGAAGUCUGUGGAGCUAAAUCUAGAACCACAUUCUCAAGGUACAAAUUCUGAAUUAUCUUCACACCUCAGGCAGCAUAAUGCAAGAUCUGCAGUACUUGCACCAGAGCCAUAUGUUCACGAUGUGAACUCUCUGGAGUUAAAAUCAGGGCCACAAUAUCAAGAUGUAAAUUCAAAACAGUUAACUUCUUGCCUCAGGCGGAAAUCUACAGAGUUUGUAUCAGAGCCAUGUUCUCAAGAUGUAAAAUCUAUGAAGUCAAACCUACAGCUGCAACCACAAAGUUCUUCAGGGUUGACAUCAUGCCUCAGGUCACAAUAUGUUAAAUCUGUAGUCUUGGCACCAGAAUCAUGUUUUCAAGAUGUCAAACCUACGGAGCUGAUGCCAGGGUCCCCAAAACAGGGUAUAAAUUGUCAAGAGUUCACGUCAAUAUGGCAAGGUGUGAAAUCAGUGUUGUUGGCAUCAGAGCCAACUAGGAAGUUCUUACCAGGUCCAGUGUUGACCAGUGUUAAAUUUUCAAAUUUGUCUCCAGAAUCACAGCAGCAAGCUGUGAAAUCUUUUGAGUUUACUCCAAAGCCAAAGUUGCAAACUGCAAAACAUGUUAAUUUGUCUUCAAUGUCUUUGCAGCAUACUACAGAAUCUAUUGAGUUAGUACCAGGGCUUCAAAGAAUGAAAUUUGAGGAGCUAACUCCAGAAACAUGUCAUCAAACCACAAAAGCCUCUGAAAGUGUUUCUAGAUCAGUACAAAAUGCAGAAGUGAUCCUGAAGGCAAGACAACAAGUCCCUAAAUCUGUAAAUUUGACUACAAUACCAAUUUAUCAAGCCAAAGAAUCUUUAGAAAAGGCACAAGGGUUGCCACACAAAGGCAUAGAAACUGUAGAAAAAUCUGUGGUAUUGACUCCAAAGCCAAGAGGUAAAGCUGUAGGAUCUUCAGGGACACCUCUGAAGCUAGAUCUUCAAAUACCAGAAUUUGUUGACAUGACUCCAGUACUAAGAGAUCAAGGCUCGAAAUUCCUAGAAUUAACCCCAGAGAAAAGCUACCAAAUCCCAGAAACUCUAGAGUUGCUCUCUCAGUCACAGUCUCAAGUUAAGGAUUUAGAGGAGUUAUACACAAGCUCAAUGCAGCAAGUUGUGGAAUCUCAAGAUAUGACUCCAGAGCUCAAGCAUCAUGUUUCAGAAGCCAUAGCACUGACCUCUGAAGCAAUGCUGCAAGGUAAGGAAUUCCUUGCAAUGACCCCACAGCUGAUAAGUCAAGCCACUGGAUAUACAGAGAGAUUGCCGACAUCCUAUAAUCAAGCCUUAGAACCUAAGCAAGUGCUCUCUGAGGGAAAACUUCAAAGGAAAGAAACUGUAGUACUGAUUCCAAAGUCACUACAUCAUGUCCCAGAUUCUACUUCAAGGAUAACACUUAGGUUAGGACAUCAAGUUCCUGAAUCUGUGGAGCUGACUUCUGAAACAGGGCUGCAAAGAGAAGAACUUAUGAAAUCGACCUCAAAAUCACAGCAUCACAUUGAAUCUUCAGGGAUAAUACCAGGGUUAGGAUAUCAAGUUCCGGAAUCUGUAAAUUUGGCCUCUAAGCCUUGGUUGCUAACAGAGGGAUCUUUAGAGUUGCCCCCAAAGCAAACAUGUCAAGUUGUAGAACAUGCAGAAUGUGGAGAGUUUAGCCCUGAGAAAUGGCAGCAAGAAGUAUCAGCGGGGCAAGCAGAGUUACAGAAUCAAAGUAUGAAAUAUUUAGGUACAGCACCAGGACCACUGGGUCAAAUAAUACAAUUUAUAAGAAUUAGUCCAAAGCCACUAGAUCAAGUCACAGAAUCUGUGAGGACACAGUUUCAAGUUGCUAAGUCAAUAGGAGUGGCCCCACUAGCACCAGAAAAAGUUGUUGAGUCUGUGAAAGUGACCCCCGGGCCACCAUUUCAAGUUGUAACAUCUGUGACACCAGGAACAACUCCUCAAAACGUAGAAUAUGUUGAGUUGACUCCAAAACUGCAAGAUGUGAGACCUUCAGAGUGUACCUCAAGGCUAUGGUUGCAAAAUGUGAAACCUAAGAAAAUAACCACAACGCCAACACAUCACAUUUUGGAAACAAUGGAGUUGACAGGAUUUCGGUUAGUAAAGACUGUGUUAAUCCCAGGACCACUUCUUCAGAUUGUAAAAUCUGAGAAAAUAGCGCCAGGACCAACUCCUCAGGUUGUAGAGCCAAUAGGAAUAGACCUAGGAUCAGGGAUUGACAUAAUGAAUUGUUCAGAUUUAUUACCAAAGUCACAUCCUCAAGAACUAGUAGAACCUGUAAAAUUAACUCCAAGGCCAAACAGUCAAGUGAAAUCUGUAGAAUUAACCUCAAAGCAGACAUCUCCUUUUGAGGAACCUACAGUAUUGACUCAUAGACAAGGGCUUCAAGCUAUGAUAUCUAUAGGGAAAAAACUAGAGUCCCCUAAAGUCAUGGAAUCUGAGGAUUUGAAUCUUGAACAGGUGUGUCAGAAUAGAGAUUCUGAGGAGUUAACAUCAAGAGAAGAGUUACAAGCAGGGAAUCAUUUCUCUGGGUUCUUACACAGCUCACCAACCCCACUCAUUUCAAGCUCUGUCAAAACAACAUCUGAAUUAAGAGGACUUUGGGAUUCUGGGAUGCCAGAAGUAUUAGGAGCUUUGGAUAUAAAAAACCUUGUGACUGAUAUUUUGCAGCCCAGAGAGUUCUAUAUAGACCCUCCUACAAUACAGUCUUCAACCCUUCCCUUUACCCAUGAAUCAUCUGAUAAAACAGUUAACACUGUGGAAACACUAUGUUCUGAAAUCCCAGGAGUGGAUGUCAUAUCUAAGGAAAGCACUAAACCGAAGGAGAUGGAGGAACUAGAAAACUCAUUCCAGAGCCUCUCCCGACAUUCACCACAGAGCCAGAGAUCAUCAUCUAGGACUUUCCAGGCAGGACCAGGGGCACAAAGAGGCCUUAUGAAGUCCUUCCUGUGCAGGCAACAGAAUGUCUGGGAGAGUCAUGCAUGGAGGCAGCGGCUGCCUAGAAAAUAUCUCUCUACUAUGCUAAUGCUGGGGAAUGUCUUGGGGACUACUAUGGAAAGGAAGCUUUGCUCACAAACAAUUUUAGCAGAAAGAGCUACUGCAGAUACCUGUCAGUCUAUUCAGAAUUUAUUUGGGGUUCCAGCUGAACUGAUGGAAUUUUCCCACAGCCUGUUAGAGAAGGGUCCAAGUACUAUUUCUCAGUCUUCAGUAAUCAAAAACUACAUUCAGAGGCAUACUUCAUGUCAUGGCGAUGAGAAAAGAAUGACUUUAAGGAUGUGGACACGUGGCUCUACAUCUUCCAUAAUACAGCAAUACUCUGGGAUUAGAAUGGGAAUAAAGAAAAGGAACUCAAGGCUCAGUGAUAUAUCCCAAGAAGUCAUUCAGCACAUGCCUGUCUCAUGUGCAGGGAGACAGCUUCCUGACCCAGUAAAGUCAGAGUCUUCCCUCAGCAUAUUUUACAAUAAGGAAGAUCAUGUUCCAGUGGAAGAGAGUGAGAACUCACAGAAUGAUUCACGGGCAAGGAUUUUUGAGUCCCAACACGCUUUCAAGCCAAGUUAUCUUUCCCAGGCCAAGACUGAUUUAUCAGAACAGUUCCAAUUGCUACAAGAUCUGCAGUUUAAAAUAGCAGCAAAACUGUUAAGGAGUCAAAUACCCCCCAACGUGCCUCCACCUCUAGCUUCAGGUCUGGUCCUAAAAUACCCUGUCUGCCUACAGUGUGGCCGCUGCUCAGGAUUUAAUUGCUGUCAUAAAUUACCAGCCACAUUUGGGCCUUAUCUUCUAAUCUACCCACAGCUCCACCUUGUAAGCACUCCAGAAGGCAAUGGUGAGAUCCGGUUGCAUCUUGGCUUUAGAUUGCGGACUGGGAAAAGACCCCAAGUUUCAAAGAAUCCUAGAAGAGACAGACCUGUCAUGCCAAGGAGCUCUAUAUCACAAUCACAAAGGAAACCCAACAUGUAUACUCGAGCUUUCAAGAAUCCUGCACCCACAAUAGGUGUCCAGUCUCGGUCUUCCCAGUCUCCUGCUUCUGUACAAGUCCACAUUACGCAAAAGCAACAUGGCAGCUCUGACCUAGUAGGAAAUUCAGAAAUUGGAGAGCCUGGGCACUAUGAAUUCACUCAACUUCACUCUCUACCAGAGAGUGACACGGAUAGCAAUCAGGGUGAAAAGUGGGUGAAAGUAAGAACCAAAAAAGCCUUUGAUUCAAAAUAUUCAAAGAAGAGAAUCACCAAGCAACUUAGAACACAAAGCAUAAAGUCUUAUACAAAUAGUAAAACCAUAAUACGAGGUCCCUCUAGGGAAUUACCAUCCAAAAUAAGAAAAAAGAAGAUUGGAGCAGCUCAGACAAGUAUUUCUUUUAAAAGACAGCCUAAGAAAUCCUCCCAACCAAAGUUUAUGCAACUGCUUUUUCAGGGCCUAAAGCAAGCAUUCCAAACAGCAUACAGAAUUAUAGCUUUUGUUGGGCAGAAGCCUGAGAACAGGACAAGGCCAGACAAUUUGUGGUCUAGUAAAAAUUAUCAUCCAAAACAAAAAGUCAGGGACCAUGGAUUACCAAGAAAUACCAAAAGAGACAAGAUGCCAGUUGUCAAGUUAAGGUCAACAGGCCUAACCACUAAGCAGAAGGACAUAUUGUGGGGAGGAAUAGACCAACACAGAUCAGCUCAACAGCCAAAAAGAGAGAGCUCUUUCCAAUCCAGACCUCUCCAACUGCCCAAGCCCACUGUUUCCCAAAGAGGUAUCACUCCCCAUUCUACCUCAAUCAGGCAGCCUUUGGCUACAGUGCAAAAUAACAGUAGCAGCAGAACAAAAAAAAACUUCUACAGAGAUGAAAUCUCCAGUCAAAGGUCCAAGCACUUGACCAAACCAGGAACCAGAGUUCAGCCUGGAGGGAGAAUCCAAUCUGUUUUCCCUAUGAAGAGAACUUUGCAUAGUCACCUUAAAGAGAAACUCACAUGCAAAGGGCAAAACCACCACAGCUUCCAGAGGGAAAGAACCCCACAUAAUACCUCUGAGAGAAGCCAUCAUAGUCCUUCUGAGAGGAGCCAUCUCAGUCCCUCUGAGAGGAGCCAUCGCAGUCCCUCUCGGAGAACCCUUCGUAGCCUCUCUGAGAGGAGGCAUCACAGUCCCUCUGGGAGAAAGCAUCGUAGUCCCUCAGAGAGAACUCUUCACAGUCUCUCUGAGAGGAGCCAUCGCAGUCCUUCUGAGAGGAGAUGUCACAGUCCCCCAGAAAGAAGUCAAUGCAGUCCCCCUGAGAGAAGCCAUCGAAGUCCCUUGAAGAAUAAACGUCAAAGUCCUUCAGAGAGGAGACAUCACAGUCCCUCUGAACUGAGGCAGUACAGGUUCUCUGAGAGGAACGCUCGCAGCAUUCAUGAGAGAACCCAUAACAGUACUACUGAGAGAACCCUCCAUAGUCCCUCUGAGAGGAAUCUACGUCACUCUGAGAGGCUCCAUUGUCCCACUGAGGGGAACAGACGUAGACACUCUGAGAGGAUCCAUCGCAGUCCCUCUGAGGGGAACCGACACAGACACUCUGAGAGGAUCCAUCCCAGUCCCUCUGAGGGGAACCGACGCAGACACUCUAAGAGGAUCCAUCGCAGUCCCUCUGAGGGGAACCGACUCAGUCACUCUGAGAGGAUCCAUCGCAGUCCCUCUGAGGGGAACCGAUGCAGUCAUUCUGAGAGGAUCCAUCACAGUCUCCCUGAGAAGAGUCCAUGCGGUCACUCUAAGAGGCUCCAUUGCAGUCCCUUUGAGGGGAACCGAUGUAGUCACUCUGAGAGGAUCCAUCGCAGUCCCUCUGAGGGGAACCGACACCGUCACUCUGAGAGGAUCCAUUGCAGUCAUUCUGAGAGGAGCCACCGCAGUCCCUCUGAGAGGAGCCGUCGCAGUCCCUCUGAGAGGAGCCGUCGCAGUCCCUCUGAGAGGAGCCGUCGCAGUCCCUCUGAGAGGAGCCGUCGCAGUCCCUCUGAGAGGAGCCGUCGCAGUCCCUCUGAGAGGAGCCGUCGCAGUCCCUCUGAGAGGAGCCGUCGCAGUCCCUCUGAGAGGAGCCGUCGCAGUCCCUCUGAGAGGAGCCGUCGCAGUCCCUCUGAGAGGAGCCGUCGCAGUCCCUCUGAGAGGAGUCGUCGCAGUCCCUCUGAGAGGAGUCGUCGCAGUCACUCUGAGAGGAGCCAGCUCAAUCCUUCUGAGAAGAGCCACUGCACUACCCCUAAGGAGAGACGCAAGCACAGUUCCCAUAGGGAGAGGCCCAGACAUAGUUUGUGUAAAGAUUUCAACAAUUACUCAAAUGUGUCUCCUAGGGACCGAACCAAAAAACCCAAAAGCAGGGCAAGAUUGGAGGCCUGAAAACAGUAGACAAGGAGAGAUUUGCCCCUAUUAUUUAUUAUCUCCCUCAAGUCUUCCCUUAGCUGCCCUUUCCUGGCUUCUUUCCCGCUCAGCCAUUGUCUCCAAUUCCUGCGCUCUCAACAAUGAAAGGGUUUUCACGUGUCUCUACCUGGGGAGGAAGAAGGGACAAGAAUGGGAUUGUAAUUUUUCUAAGAUCAAUAAA